Messenger RNA from Lobosporangium transversale, 2226 nucleotides. Its product is annotated as Sec8 exocyst complex component-specific domain-domain-containing protein. Gene Ontology annotation, cellular component: exocyst. The record is from RefSeq and is a predicted model, not a curated record. The coding region runs from base 19 to 2106 and encodes 695 amino acids. Gene Ontology annotation, biological process: Golgi to plasma membrane transport; exocytosis. The transcript has 12 exons. NCBI's taxonomy places the organism in Eukaryota, Fungi, Mortierellomycota, Mortierellomycetes, Mortierellales, Mortierellaceae.
AAACACUAAAACUCAACAAUGGCACAUCGAGAUGAAUACCGAUUCCAUGACCAAUAUGUCGAACCAAUCAUAGACCCAAGCACCAUUGAUAUUCGAGAUCUCUUGAACGAUGAAUGGGAGUUCAUGACAAAGCCAGAUUUUAAUCCUGUACCAUUGGCAUUGGAGCUCAUGGACGGGAGUUCACUCGGAAAGGACUAUGAUAUGUUCAUGUUAAUCCUUCGAAAUAUCGAACGAGCACUGAAGGAUGUCGUCAAUGGAUCAUAUCAGGGGUUCAAUGCAUCCAUUGGAACAUAUGGUGGAGUAAUUGACAGUAUUUCAGACUCCCAAAGCCGUGUUAAAGAAUUGCGCAUGGAUCUCAAAAAUUCUAAAGAAUCCCUUCGGCUACGACAUGCAGAUUUGGUGCAAUUGUACAACAAGAGUCAGCAGUAUAAAGACAUGAUUGAAAUGUUGGAUGAAAUUGAAGAAUUGAAGCAGGCACCCGCUAAACUGGAGACUUUUAUCCGCGAAAAGCAUUUCUUAGCGGCGGUCAAGUUACUAGUUUCAUGUUCAAAGACAAUAUCUAAACCAGAAAUGACUUCGGUGGGGGCUUUAUCAGAUCUAACACGAUUCUUUAACGAGCAAUAUGAGUCGUUGGCAGAGAUUCUCAUGGAAGAACUUCAUAAUCACCUUUACUUGAAGAGCCCUUACUGCGACAGUCGAUGGGCCGCAUAUACCACUGGGCAGGAAGCAUUACCAUCAACGGAAAGGGGAAUAUUCGAUGGAAUCAGCAAAGACCUCUCCAAAUUGGGCAACGAUCGACUCAAACGCAAUGCUGGAUUCCAGCCUAAAUCCAAACCCGGCAAUGAAGUGCGGUUGGACGACGAAAUGAUCACAGAGGAUCUUGAAAUUAACCCAGAAGUUGAUUCUACAUAUUAUCUGGAAAUUUUGGUUGAGUCUCUGGGACUACUUGGAAAGUUCAAGGAUGCCAUAGUGACUAUUCUCCAGCGUGUCCCACUCGAGACAUACCAAAUGAUUGAUAAAACCAUCAGUGAGGUGAACGAGAGACGGAACGCAUCAGCUCUUAAGACAAUCAAUACUAGAGACUCCGAUUAUGACGAUGAAGAUGAUGAAAAAUAUUUAGCAACGAAGAAUAAUGAGAACGAAAUUUUGAGAGAUCUGUUCUGGACCCUCUUUUCAAAACUGGAAUGUGUCACGCAAGGCCACAGCACAGUACUUGUCGCAGGGCAACGCUUGUUGAGACGUCUUGAAGGGGACCAUCUAAAGCAACAGCAGAUGGGGCUCGUUGGUGUCAAGAUGUACACAUUUGCUGAUGUCUGGACACCAAUGCUGACAGAGAUUCGCUGCUUACUUUCAGAUUAUCUGAUGGACACCAAUCAAUCUAUGGAUGGUCCUGAUAGUUUCUUGGGCGGCCCUGGACAGGAUACUGGUUCAGAUUUAUUGCGUUCUCGUAAGAACAACCGUGAUAAGAACAGGCAGCUAUUUAAGUUUACAGAUUCUAUUGGAUCAUCGACGCUAUGUGGACUUUACAACGAUGAAGUCGGCACGAAAACGUUUGAUCCACUUCGUAAAGCGCUACCUCAAGUAUAUGCGCAAAUGACGGAACAGAGCCCCUCAGUCGCGUUCUCUGGUCUGAUCCAAGACAAAUAUGCUCAAGUGCUUGCAGGCACACCUGCCAACAACCCAUUGCCUGCUUUGAAUCCUGAUGGGACACCUAUUUCAUCCCAGGGCAGUAAUGGGGCUACAGGAGGCUCAAGUAGUAGCUCAAGUGGGAGCAGGAGUAAGAAGGCAGCGGCAGCGACGGCCAACUCUGUGCCACUCAUUCCUGGAUACCUCAAGGGUGCUCAGAAUGGAGGAGCGGGCCUCACUGGCUGGAAGAUCCCUCCUCCAAAUCCGAGUGCGACUAAUAAUGCAUUACAAACUUCUGCCAGCGGGCAUCAAUCGUUAGUACGAUCAGACCCAGCGCACAUCAGCGUAGUCAUCCGACCAGCCGUUGCGUUUGUGGAGCGACUACGUGAGAGUGUUCCUCAAAGUCGAGAGGAUGGCACAGUGGUGGUUGGCGCAUUCUUUGAUCAUGGAGUGAUUAAUGUGCCCAUGGGUCGAUUCUGAGGUAUUUUUUAUCUUGAAGUCGCCUUGACGCAUAGUAAUAUACAUAAAAUACAUAAUAUAAUUUAACCGCAGCUAUGCCUAUAAAAAUGUAUAACAAGUAAAAUGAGCUGGUCAUAUACC